This is a messenger RNA of Botrytis cinerea B05.10, 2324 nucleotides long. RefSeq names its product Bcssy1 (gene Bcssy1). The record is from RefSeq and is a predicted model, not a curated record. Gene Ontology annotation, cellular component: membrane. Lineage: Eukaryota; Fungi; Ascomycota; Leotiomycetes; Helotiales; Sclerotiniaceae. The transcript is spliced from 12 exons. The coding region runs from base 110 to 1957 and encodes 615 amino acids. Gene Ontology annotation, biological process: amino acid transmembrane transport. Gene Ontology annotation, molecular function: amino acid transmembrane transporter activity.
GAGGCAGUGCAGAUAUAUAUGAUUCUGGCCGACCCAGAUUCCUUCGACCUCUUUUGCGCGAACUGCCAUAACAUUUUUGACUCGAAAUUACGAUCUCAACAUUGUUACGAUGGAUCAUGAAAAGCCUGAAGCGGUGAUUCCACCACAAAUAUUCGAAUUCGAUAUCGAUCAAACUCGAAGUCGGACAAGUCCAGAUGAGGAGCCCAAUUACCCCGAAGACCGUCGGGAACGCCGAGGGGAAAGUUUGUGGAGAACGCUUGGUGAACGGCACAUUAACAUGAUAGCAUUUUCUGGGACUAUUGGAAAUGGACUUUUCCUUGGUAGUGGUCGAUCGCUUGCUGGCGCUGGACCAGGAGGCGCCGUCAUGGCAUACAUUAUUAUGGGAACGGUGGUUUCGUCUGUUAUAUCUUGCUUGGGUGAAAUGACCGCUCUUAUGCCUGUCAAUGCACCAGUCGUAGAGUUUCCUCGAAGAUUCUUAGAUCGCGGCGUUGGGUUUGCCGUUGGGUGGAUGUAUUGGUUCGCGUGGGCUGUCACUGCCGCAGAAGAACUAGUUGCCGUUUCUGGAACUCUUGGAUUUCAUUAUGAUGACGGAAGAACAUUCCUAGCGUGGACAAUUGGGGAAAGUGUCGACCCUGCUGUUUGGAUUGGAUUGUUCUUGAUAAUUGUUACUGCUAUCAAUAUGUUUCCUGUCAAAUAUUUCGGAGAACUAGAGUAUGCUUUCGGUUGCAUCAAGAUCAUCUUCAUCACAAUGGUCAUUGUUUUGAUGCUUAUUCUUGACACUAAGCAGCCUAGCUCCGAUGCUUAUUAUACUUCGCCCCCAAACUCUAAAUAUUGGUGUCAUCCAUGGGGAUUUUUCAACCACGCCUACUCCGUCCGAGAUGAAGAAGGAAAUCUGCAACGAAAGAUUGAAGGUCCCGCUGGUUCAUUCCUUGGAAUGUGGACAACCAUCAUUAAUGUUAUCUUCUCAUAUACUGGAAUGGAUAUCGUAGCAGCGACUGCUGCAGAGUCGAAAUCGCUUGCUAAUGCUGAGAGUAUGAAAAUGGCCGCAAGAAAGAUCUCCAUCCGUAUCGUCACUCUCUACACUAUGGCUAUGAUCACAGCAUCUUUUAUAGUGCCUUAUACUCAUCCUUUCAUCAAUGGAAAGGGUCAAUCGGUUGGCGCACACUCCAUUUUUGUUAUUGCAGUCGUUGAAGCAGGAUUACCAGCCAUGGCCCAUUUCUUCAACGCCAUCUUCGCUUUUGCAUCCUUUACUUGCGCUAUCAAUUCGAUGUAUGUGGCAUCGAGAGUCUUACACACUUUAGCUCUACAAGAUCAGGCUGGACCAGAAUUUAUUGCAAGGAGAUUGAGGCAAACUAGAUCGGGUGUUCCAAUAAGAGCAGUAUUGGCAACGGCUGCUAUGGCUCUAGUGGCUUUCAUGGGUAGGACUGGAACAACUGCAAUUCGACUGAGCGAAUUAGCCUCAAAUUGCACUUCAUCGAUUCUUAUCGUCUACGCCACGAUUUGUGCUACCUAUCUCGGAUUUUUCCGAACACUCGAAGACACUAAGCUCUAUGGAAAUGCAUCCGAAAGGCAAGCGGCGCAUUAUGACCGCGAUCAUCCACGUUACCCAUAUAAAUCACACGGCCAGUGGCUUAAAGGGUUUUACGGUAUGGCUGCAUGUAUUAUUCUCGUUACUUUUAACGGUGUUUCUGCAUUCCUUGAAAGACCUUUUGAUGUUAGAAGAUUCAUUGCAAGUUAUGUAUCUAUCCCAGUGUUCAUUUUUCUAAUCAUAGGCUAUAAAAUUAAUAAGCAUGGACUGAAAAUACGAAAUUGGGGCCCCGAAAGAUCAAAUGAUUUGAGGAAUACAAUUCAAGCUGCGAGUGAGAAGAGAAAGGGAAGACUAGAGUUUCCGGAUGAAGGAAUUAGUAUGGAGAAUUUUAAGACGUGGGCACAUUGGAUGUGGGUUUGGACAAGAUAGGUUGAUUUGGAACGCGACGAGCGGAAUGAGGCUCUUGGGGCUUCUUUCUAGGUUAAUGAUUAAAUGAGAUUAGCUUUGGUAUGGAUCGGUUAUGGGGGGAUUGUUGAGGAGCAAAUAAUAUUGUAUCAUGAGGUUACUGCGGAACUACAGGAUGGGAAAGAAUACAGGAUACUAGGAUGAAAUACAGAAGGAAACGGAACAAGAUCGGCGUUUAGGAACCAAAUAGGUUGACUAAGUCACAAAAAUCAUUUUUAUAAUUUAGGGGGGAUACUUGGAUAUGAGAAAUCCUUUUAAUAAUGAAGAUCUUUUAAUAUGUUAGCGUGCACUUACCAACGAUAUAGUGUAUCAAAAAUCAAAUAAACUAGUA